AUCCAGUAUUAAAAACAAUUGAUAGAAAAAUACUCCGAAAAAUCACAAAUUUUGCGAAAAGGAUUUUUUUGGACUGUGCCGGACGUGAACAGUGGAGCAGCUCUCCACUGUUCACUUUGCAGAACAGUGGAGACGACGGAGCAAACGAAGAAGAGAGGGGCGGGGGGGAAACAGACCGGGCGGUUCAUCGUGGCGGUGCUGCUGGUUCUAGGUUGUUGGACGGCGGUUCUGGCCAUUCUCUGUUAUGUGUUUUUUUUUUCGGUAUUUCUUCUUCUUGCAGUUUCUGUUCUCCCCCCCUUCUCUGUUUCUGUGUUCUGCCCCUUCUUCUUUGAUUUACUGUUUCUCUCCUUUCUCUCCUUCUCUGUUUUCACCUCCAAGAUUUGGCGGUGGCGGUGGUGGUGCUGGUGGCGCUGGGGCAGACGGUGGUUCUUCUUUUUCUGCGUUUUCCUUGUCCUCUGUUUCUGCCCUCCCUCCUGUUCUUUCUCCUUUUCUCUGUUUUGCUUAUGUUUCUCUUCUCUCUCUGUCUCCUCUGUUCUUUUUCCUUCUUUUUGCCCCCCUCAGUUCUCUCCACGGUCUCCCCUCUCUCUGUUUUGUGCCCCCCCCCCCCCUGUUUUUCUAAAAAGUCUUCUGCUUCCUCUCAAACUGUCCCUCUGUUUUUCAUUCCCUGUUUCCUUCUCUCUAUAGUAUCCCCCCCCGAGAAAAUGUUCUCUUCAAAACAAAACCUCCUUCUGUUCUUUUUCUCUUUUCUUUCUCCAGCCCACCACCCUGUGUUUCACCCUUUUCUCCCUGUAUUUAUAGGAGGCCGGGUGAGAGGGUCACCAUGCCCUGUCCAAGAACAUCACCACACACUGGCAAUUUCUAUAUCAAUUUCCAGGCCUGGCCCGGGGGUUUUGUCCCCUUUCUUCAAGGAAGGAAGAAGUCCCCUCCUGGAAAGGAUAAGGGCUUCACUCCUUAUAUAUAGGUCUAUUUAUAGGUAACUCCGCUGUAAGAGAAGAACCCAUCAAGGCUAGCUGCAGUAGUUUACCAUGGGGAGAACAAGAAAAAUUCCAAUGGCCAAGCGAGAAACAGCAGAGCAAAGGUCUGUUACUUUUACUAAAAGACGUCAGGGUCUUUUCAACAAAGCAGCAGAUUUGUGCAGGAUUUGUGAUGCUCACAUUGCCAUUAUGGUCUCCUCAACGGGGUCCAAAGAAAAAGUUUAUACCUUUGGCCACUCUUCCGUUGAUGCUGUCUUCGACAGGUUCCUCGACAAUUUUACGGCAGCCCCGGAAGCGGUAGCAUACGAAGCAGGAAUCAAGUCAGCCAGUAAUUCCCUCUAUGAAGAAAUCAAGGCAUUGGAGGGUGAUGUUAAUACUCUAAUGCAAAACAAGAAGAGAAACGUUGGAGGGGUUUUAUGGGAUGCUUUAGAGGAGAUUGAGCAGUCUAAUACUUCAGUUGAGGAGUUACAGGAUGUUGUAGAUAUCCUGGAAAGUUUGUUGGGUCAGGCCAAGAAUAAGCUGAUGAAUAACGCAACUGCGAAUCUUGGUGUAAGCAUUGCUGUUGAGCCAAAGUCUGAUAAUUUUUUGGCAUUAGAGCCUAAACCCCGAGAUGAUUCUUCGUCUAGCUUGGGUGGUGAUCAAGUCGGUCAGAAUUCUGCCAUUGUAGGAGACAAUGGUGCUAAUUAUUCGGAUUCAUAUUGGAAUGCUGAUGGUUCAACUACUGAUAGCUGCAUGGAUUUUCCAGUCGAAGUCGAUGUGGAUCUUAUAUGGAAUCUCCUUGAGUCUUCUGAUUUCAGUUCGGGUUCUGACAAAGUUAUUUCCAUGAGCAACAGUAGUGACUGCACUCUUUCAGGCACUGGCUCAGAAUCAGCUUCAGGCUCACAAGAGAAUGAGGAUAAUGUAUUUCCUGCUACCAAUUUGGAUUCAGAAUUGUUCAAGGACAUGGAGCUUGUUGAUUGUGGAACUUAUAACACUACACCAGAUCCUGGCUCUGGAGAUAUUAAACUUUGGGGGGGGGGGGGGGGGGGGGGUUAA
Populus trichocarpa (black cottonwood) is the source of this 2009-nucleotide messenger RNA. Its product is annotated as agamous-like MADS-box protein AGL62. The record is from RefSeq and is a predicted model, not a curated record. Gene Ontology annotation, molecular function: protein dimerization activity; RNA polymerase II cis-regulatory region sequence-specific DNA binding; DNA-binding transcription factor activity, RNA polymerase II-specific. The transcript has a single exon. Gene Ontology annotation, biological process: regulation of transcription by RNA polymerase II. Bases 1026 to 2009 code for a protein of 327 amino acids. Lineage: Eukaryota; Viridiplantae; Streptophyta; Magnoliopsida; Malpighiales; Salicaceae.